Diversispora eburnea is the source of this 1437-nucleotide messenger RNA. The record is from the annotation of a GenBank genome assembly. NCBI's taxonomy places the organism in Eukaryota, Fungi, Glomeromycota, Glomeromycetes, Diversisporales, Diversisporaceae.
AUGGUUGAAAUUGUUAGAUUAUUUGCUAGACCACUUCCCAUUGAUCAAGUUACUCUAAAGGCCACUGCCAUAAAUUUAAUUGGGGCUGGAAGGCCUUAUAUGAGAGCAUUCCAUUUUUCAUGGCUUUCUUUUAUGGUUGCUUUCUUUGGUUGGUUCGCCAUUGCUCCCUUAAUGCCUUCAAUUAAAGAUAGUCUAAAAUUAUCUAAAGAAAAUCGUAAUGACAGUAAUACCAUAUCAGUAUCAUCCACAAUUCUUUUCCGUGUUGUUGCCGGUCUCCUGUGUGAUCGUUUGGGUCCAAAACGUGUUAUGGGUAUUAUACUUGUCCUUGGUGCCAUACCAGUUGGUCUCGCUGGUCUCGCCCACGAUCUUACCUCUUUUCUAAUUUUACGAUUCUUUAUUGGAGCUCUUGGUGCAACUUUCGUACCUUGUCAAUUUUGGACAAUGCAAAUGUUUGGUCCAAAUGCUGUCGGAAGUGCUAAUGCGAUAGUCGGUGGAUGGGGAAAUAUGGGAGCUGGAGUUACCUAUUUAGUAAUGCCAGUUGUUUUCGAUGGAUUUAAGCACCAUUUCGGCAGUGCUGAUACAGCAUGGCGUGUCACUCUUGUAAUUCCAGCCAUAAUAAUAUUUAUUGUCGGAUUAUGUGAUUUAUUGUUUACUGAUGACUGUCCUCAAGGAAAGUGGGAACAGCGAAAUGAUUAUAGUCAAAACAAUGGCAAUUUACCUGUAAAAGAAGUUCAUGAUGCUACCGAAAAGAAAUCCGAAGUUAUUAAUGAUGUCGAUUCAGAGAAAAACAUAAAAGUUGUUCCACAUGUAAAACCAGGAUUAGAAGCAUAUAUAAGAGCUUUAUUAAAUCCAAAUGUCAUUAUACUUGUGUUUAUGUAUGCAUGCAGUUUUGGUGUAGAAUUGGCUGUAGAUAAUGCUAUUGGAAGUUUCUAUCAUGAACAUUUUCAUCUUACUCAAACAAAAGCCGAUUUAAUUGGAUCAAUCUUUGGUCUUAUGAAUAUAUUCUCACGUGCUUCCGGUGGAUUCAUUUCUGAUAUUCUUUUUUCUAAAUAUUCAAUUAGAGGAAGAUUAUUCUUUCAAUUCUUUAUUUUAUUCUGUGAAGGAGUAUUUUUGGCCGUUUACAAAUAUUCCCUUCACAGUGUACCAGAAUCUAUUAUUAUAUUAGUGUUGUUCAGUUAUUUCGUUCAGGCAUGCUGUGGUACAACAUACGCCAUAGUACCUUUCGUAGAUCCUCCAAUAGUGGGAACUAUUUCAGGAAUAAUAGGUGCUGGUGGAAAUGUUGGAGGCUUGGUAUGGUCCUAUGUAUUCAGAACAUAUACACACGAAACACCUAAAGCAUUUUUCAUAAUUGGAUUAUGUGUUUUAGGAAUUUCAUUUACUACAUUUUUCUUAAAAGUUCAAGGAAGGAUGUUGAUUGAAUUUAAUCGAAAAAAAUAA